CAUUGUCAAUGCCUUAUUUUACUUAUUAUCUAAACUUUUAUAUUGUAAGUCUAAACUACCCAUUACUUAAAUUGAUUAUAUUCUAAGUGUAAACUACGUGCAACAUAAACUUAACUCUACGGAUAUGAACAUAAAGAAGAAGAGGAGAAGAAGUGAAACACAGGAUCAUGAUAGGGUAAAAUUCAUUUGUUCUAGAAGACUUGAAGAAUAAGACCGAAUUAUAAACUCUAAAUGUCGUUUCACCUUUUUUCAGAAACACAAUUAAGUUUAUAUUUUGGCAUAACAUACACAUUAUAAAACGACAUUUUUGAUUACAAUUGGCAAGCAUCGAGAAAUUAAAAUGUCGUUUCACCUUUUUUCAGAUGCGAUUAAAAAGUGAUCGAGAAAUUAUGGAGAAUUCAAUGCUUGAGGAGGAUCCAAAUGGCAAUUCUGCGCUUGAACAGUCAUUCACCACAGAAGAUAAGUCCCCACGUUGGGGGCCGCAACACAAGGGUGCUCAAGAGCUUGCAAAUUUGUAUGGGCCAGGUAAACGCUUUCAGGAGAUAAUUUGCGUUUAUACAUGUAUUGCGCUUAUGAUAAUAGACCUCUUAUUGAUCCUGAAGCAUAUACAUUUUGAAAGACUGAGUGUGGCAUGUGUAUCGGCAUUGUGUGGUAUUAUAACUGCCGAUUUUGGAUCUGGUCUAGUACAUUGGGCUGCAGACACUUGGGGUAGCAUUGACUUACCAGUCAUUGGAAAGAACUUUUUGCGGCCUUUUCGUGAACAUCAUCUGGAUCCAACAUCUAUAACACGACAUGAUUUCAUCGAAACCAAUGGCGAUAACUUCAUGGUUAGCAUACCCAUAUUGGGAUUUUUAGCAUACAGCUUUAAUACUAAAUCACAUCAAGACAUUCAACAAGAUUUUGGCUGGAUUUCAUAUUUAUUUUUGUGUUCAAUAUUCGUGGCCAUGACAAAUCAGAUUCACAAGUGGUCGCAUACCUAUUGGGGUUUGCCGAGGUGGGUCCUUUUCUUGCAAAACUACCACAUAGUAUUGCCGCGAAAGCAUCACCGCAUUCAUCAUGUUGCGCCGCAUGAGACAUACUUUUGCAUUACCACUGGCUGGUUGAAUUGGCCACUGGAGAAAAUAAGAUUCUGGCCCACAUUAGAAGCUGUAAUUGAGUACUCAACAGGCUGCAAGGCACGCGAUGAUGACCUAAAGUGGGCCAAAAAGAUGACAUAACUGUGUUGGCGGAUAGUGCAAAAUCCUAAAUUAUAUCCUAUGGACAUGUAUGUACGUGUAAAUGUAUGCACAUUUACCAGCAUUGGUAUUGUGAGAGUUUUUCAAUCACACACACGAAAAUUUAUUGAAAUCUUAUGAGCAUUUUUAUUAAAACGCUGAAUGUACAAAUGCUGAAUACAGGCAUACUGACUACAAGACACUAGUUUGCCUGUAUUAAUUAGAAUUUUUUAAGAUUAUCUACCGCGUAAUCGACACUCACCUAGCCAUACAUACUACACUAUACAUACAUGCAUACAUGUACAUAUGUAUGUAGUUAAUGGAGAAAACAAACAAAUUGCAAUAACAUCAAAUAUCACAAGCAAUUAAUUUAAGUGAACACUAUAAGUGAAUUAGGAGGCUUUUUUUUACAAAUAUACACCACAUAGCGCAUAAUUAAUUAGACGAAGAGAUCAUUUUUACAUAUAUGUACAUAUAUUAUUAAGCUGCUUAAGAACUAAUGAUCAAUUGUUAAAAAAUAUCGGUGCAAAUAAAUAGUCAAAUCAAAUGCCGACUUUAAGGACUGUCCGAAAAAUCUAAACACAUAGUGCAUUUGUUGUUUUUAUUUGUUUAUCUUUUUGAAUCAAUCCGAUUUUUAUAUGAAUUAAGUGUUUAGUUAUUUUAAAUAUAUAUGUAUUUGUUUUAUUAAAUGGUUAGUUCUGUAACGAUAUGGAAUGUCAAAGGAAAUCGGUCAAGUUUUUAUGUAAAAUUUUGAAAAAUUUUUUAGAAUUGCAUUGAAAGUGUCAUUAUUUUGACCAAAUUUUGUUUCCAGAUCUUUUUAGGUUAUAGUCUAAGAGCCCAACAAACUAAACCGAGUAGAAGUAGAGUAGGGGUCCCAAAGACCAUACAUAUAUUUGGUGUCUUCAUGCAUGAGGGAACACGAAAUGGGCCUGCUGCCUCGCCUAAGGCCAGUCAGAGCCCAAAAAAAAAAUUUUUUUUGGGGGAUUCGAGUAUGUCAGGAGUCCCAUAUUCUGAUUGUUCCUUGAGACAGGACAGGGAUUGGGCAAUACGAUUAGGUAGUGCUGCAAGCCCCCCUAAUUAUCCGUAUCAGUUGCUGCAGCGAGAUAAGCGACGCCUCGCCUGUAGGAUCCGAGUAGCAUCGAGGUCCUCAAAAAACCAAUGCUCAUCUGAAAGAGCAUCAAAUUCUGUGCAAGAACAAUCACCGCUGCAUUUUCCAAACAGUGGUGGACAUGGCUGCUGCAGCGUUUGAAAGUCGCCCUUCUUGUCCAGUCAUUAUACACUUUUGACCUCGCAAAAAUUAAUUCUCGAAUUUUUUCUGGAUCUUAUGCCCUCGGGGGGAUCAGUCUCCGUGUAAAUGGCAAGUGGCGACCAAAUCCAGCGAUUGCGCAUGUCCGAAUUUUGUUUUUUUUUCGAAAAAAUGGUUUUCAUUGAAUAACGUGGCCAUUUUUA
This is a messenger RNA of Rhagoletis zephyria (snowberry fruit fly), 2663 nucleotides long. RefSeq names its product Plasmanylethanolamine desaturase Kua (gene Kua). Gene Ontology annotation, molecular function: oxidoreductase activity. The record is from RefSeq and is a predicted model, not a curated record. NCBI's taxonomy places the organism in Eukaryota, Metazoa, Arthropoda, Insecta, Diptera, Tephritidae.